Sus scrofa (pig) is the source of this 3783-nucleotide messenger RNA. RefSeq names its product uroplakin 3B (gene UPK3B). Gene Ontology annotation, cellular component: membrane. The record is from RefSeq and is a predicted model, not a curated record. NCBI's taxonomy places the organism in Eukaryota, Metazoa, Chordata, Mammalia, Artiodactyla, Suidae.
UUCGGAUGUGGAGGAAGGCCCGGUGGGUGCUCUGAAGGCUGUCAUGGGGCUCCCCUGGAGGCCGCCUCGCCCUUGGCUGCUGCCCCUCGUGGUGCUGGUCUGGGCCCAGCCCUGCAUGAGCCUCGAGCUCAUCCCCUACAAGCCGCAGAUAACGGCCUGGGACCUGGAAGGGAAGGUCACGGCCACCACGUUCUCCCUGGAGCAGCCGCGAUGUGUCCUGGACCAGCACGCCAGUGCAGCCGACACCAUCUGGCUGGUGGUGGCCUUCAGCAACACCUCCAGGGACUUCCAGAACCCGCAGACACUGGCUGAGAUCCCAGCCUCCCCACAGCUGCUGACAGAUGGCUACUAUAUGACGCUGCCCCUGACCCUGGACCAGCUGCCCUGUGAGGACCCACUGGGUGGCAGUGGGGGCGCCCCUGUGCUCAGGGUGGGCAAUGAUGCCGGCUGCCUUGCUGACUUCCGUCAGCCACGUUACUGCAACUCCCCCCUCCCCAGCCCUGGACCUUACAGGGUGAAGUUCCUGCGGCUGGACUCCAGGGGCUCACCCCAGGCCGAGACCAGCUGGUCUGACCCCAUCGCUCUCCAGCAAGGCAAGUCCCCAGGCUCCAUCGACACGUGGCCGGGGCGGCGGAGUGGUGGCAUGGUCGUCAUCACCUCCAUCCUCUCUGCUCUGGCCGGCCUCCUGCUCCUGGCCUUCCUGGCAGCCUGCACCGUGCGCUUCUCCAGCCCGUGGUGGUCCGAGGAGGCCCCAGAGCAGCUGCGGAUCGGCUCCUUCAUGGGAAAGCGCUACAUGACCCACCACAUCCCGCCCUGUGAGGCUGCCACCCUGCCCAUGGGCUGCGAGCCUGGCCUGGAACCCCUCCCCAGCCUCAGCGCCUAGCCUGGCCCAUAUAGCUGAGCGGUGGGGGCACAGGGGUGCACUGCCCCCAUCCGCAACCCCUGCACCCACGUGCCCCUCCCCCACGCCCCCUCCCACCCGGCCUGAAAUCCCACCACUAGCAGCCCAGCCCUGCCUCUGGCUUUCUCAUUUCCCCUCUCCAGGCAGUGAGGUUGCAUUCAGGGGAGGGCUGUGGUCAGGCUGGCCCCCACCUCCAUCCCUGCCUCUGUUCUGCCUGCCUCAAGCGAGGCUGAGGCAGCGUGGAGAGAUGUGGAGAGAAUGCCUGGACAGGAAGGCUCCAGGCCCCAGGAAGAGGCCUGCGGGUGCCUUGUUCUGUCCUGGGCAGGGGUCCAGGCUGGGCCCAUCAUGAGGGUCUGUGAGGCCUGAGCCUCCCUCUGUCCCUCUCUCUCAUCCACCAGUGGCUGGGGCUGCAGUGAAGCCUUUAGAGAUGCCUCUGCUGUCCCUGGACACUGGCCCUUUCUGAGGGUGGCUCUCACCGGCUGGAAGGUCAAACAGAAAGUAGACAUGUUAUGAUCGUCUGGCCACCACUUCUAAGCCCCUUGCACAUAGAUGGCUCAUGGACUUAUCCCCUCACUCUCCCUCCACAGCACUUACUGAGCGCCUGCUGCAUGCCAUGCACAGUAUUAGACAUGGACACUCUCUGAGAGCCCAUUGCUGGUCUUGGGGAGCUCACUCACUGCUCUGGGCCUCAGAUGAGCACAUGUCCUGAUGUUACUUUUGGGGGGCUAUCACGCCUUUGGAUUGUCACACACCAUCGAGAUCCGGGGCUUUCUGGGGUCCACCAGCGCCCAUCACCCAGGAGGACAGGCUUCAGACUCGGGGCCGUUCGUCGGCAAGGCCGGUGGUUCCCACUACGGCCACAAGGAGGCGCCAGUGCACCACAGCCGCAGGGUCCUGCGCGUGCGCACGCCGAAGCGCCGCAGCGCGUCGGUCCCUCCCAAUGACCCGGGGUCCACAAGCGGCCGCCGCUCAGCGGGGUCUCUGGAGGUCAGGGCUCCAGGUCCUUCCUUGGCCAAGGCAGAGGGAUCAGCAGUCAUACUCCCGCUUGAGGAUCUACAGUGUGUCUGUCGUCCGGUCCGCACAGCUUCCACCGUUUUCUAGAUGGAAAAAGUGAGGCUCAAUAACCUCUCCCUGCCCCACCCCCACCCCCACCCCACCCCGCCGCCACCACGCUCUGUCCAGGGUCACCGCACCAUGUGUCCCCAGGCCGCUCUGGACCGUCUGUUCUGACUGCGGCUCCCAGCAUACAGGCUCCCGGAGGAGGGCACCCAGCCUGUCCCUCCCACCCUUCUUGGAGAUGAAUAAAUGCAGCCUGGCUCCUCCGUCCCAGUGGCUGCCCCGCAGAGCACUGCUCACUCUGUCCUGCCCGGGCUUGGCUCCAACACCAGACAAGGAGGCCCUCAAAGUCCAGGAUGCCCAGCGUGGGCCCUGCCCAGGAGAGGUAUGUGGGGAGGAGGAGGCGGCCAGUGGUGUUUGCUGAGUGAGAAGAUGAAUGAACCUGCCCAAAGCUGAAUCAGCCAGAAGCAGAAAUUGCCCCCAGCUCUUGCGUGUCCAGGUCUUUUUGUGGCUUGAUCUUAGUGUCAGCAUCUGUGCAGAUUCUAGGACCUGUAACGUCCUGUGAGUGCCUGGGGCUGCCGCUCACUUCUGGACAGCACCCUCAAGCCCUCCGAGGAGCUGCUCUCACCCCCUUGGGCCCACGUGGGCUCGACCCCGGAGACAGGCUCUGAACAGACACUGCAACAUGGUGGGUGGAGGCUGGGCGGGGGAGUCCGGGAGAGGCAACGGGGCCCCCCCUGAGGGGCCAGGGGACCUCCUAGGAGAGAGAGAAGUCUCGGGAGGCAAAGCAGGCUGCAGAGGAGGAGAUGGAUUCGAGAAAUACUCAGCAGGUGACUGAAAGAAUCAGGGACUUCGACGUGGGAGGUAAGCCAGAAGGAGAGGCCGUGGGUGUGAAUGCAAAGGGGGGCCCUUUAUCUUCUGCAGGUGGUCUGUCACCCCAACUUUAGAGCAGAUUCCCCAGAAAAGGGGGUUCUGGGGACGUCAUCUUAGCAGCUGGCCAAGUCCACACGAGCACUAAUGAACUGUUAAUAUUUGACAAAGAUGGAAGCUGACCCUGGUCAGUGGGAGGCCACCAUGAGCCUGCUCAGCUGUGGGCAUUCUGCCCCAGGGCUGUGCUGGCAAGCAUGCCCGGGUGUCACCGAGUCCACACAGAGAGCGGGUGGCAGGAUGGGUCAUCGCCCAGCACACGCACCGUCACGCUGGGCCCAGGGGAGUCGUGCCAGGGCCCUCUGCCUGAGUCACGCUGUAGAGGGUCAUCAGCCAGACCCCAGCCCUGCUAGGGCCCGCUCGUGACAGCCUUGAGCAGGGCACAUAGUGAGAACCACAUUGUGGAGAAUCUUCUAUUAAAUAAUGUUUUAAAUUUUCUCUAGGGCUAUAUUUGGGGAAGUGCCUCCAGCUCCAUUGGCCUGUAACAUAAUGGCUCACUGGUUAAAAACAAGGUCACUGUUAAAAAGGAAAAAACAGCCGUGAUUGUCGGGGUGGUGACUUGCAGGUGACUCAUGGAGCCAAAAAUCAAAGCAAUAAGGGUGACAGCAGGUGGAAACCAGGCAGGCGCCACCCCUCCCUCCCUCUCACCCUCUGGUUCACUUGAUUCCUCUGGGCCUCUGAGCCAUCCAUUUUGCCCCAGCACCCCUGCAGUCCCCAGGCCAGCCACCCGGUCUCUCGCUGGGGCGUCAGCAGCUGCCCCUUUGCUGCUUCCCCCUCGUCAGCAUUCCUGACCCCUCACCCUCGUUGUCCCAGCUUCCAGAGGGACCAACCAGAUUAUACACCUACUGGUGUCACGCCUCUCAGAGGUUUCCUCCUGUGAGAACAGAACCCAGAUUCGU